AUUUUACUCUUCCCCUGCUGCGUUCCGGAAGAAAGAAAAAGAAAAGAAAGGAAGCGUCCCCCAAAUCGCGGAACCAAAAAUUCCCAGACCGGCCAGUCAGCGCGCUCGAUUUGCUUCGAUCCGCCAAUUCGAUUGAUCUGCUCCGACGCCGGAGAACGGGAAGGAUCUUCUGUUUUCGAGCUCUGAACGCCAAGAGAGCGGAGGCCGGAGAGUUCGCCGGCGGAGGGGAGUGGAUAAUGAUGGUGGUGGGAUGAGGUGGCGGAGACGGAGAGCUAGGAGCUGGAGAUGGCGAGAGGAGUGAAAUGGGGAUGCUCGUACAAGAAGACGACUCUCAUCGUUUGCUCCGUUAACAUUGUCAUCGCUCUCUACGUUCUUCGCUCUAUCUACGGCUCACUUUACCUUUACUCCAACGAUGAUUUAGUUAACGCUGUGAAGUACACGCCAGAUGAGAUUAGUAAGAUGGAGGAGGCAAUUCGGAUUCGGAGAACCAGUGAGCCGACUAAGCUUAAGAAGUUGGUGAAACAACUGAAAGUUGAGUUUGGAGAACGAGAUGCAGUAGUGGAAUUGCCGGCGGGUGUCAAACACAAUCUAACUAAUGAGAUUAUCCAGAGAUUGAGAAGUUUGUCCGGUAAUGCCAGUACCAGCGAGCAGCGAGAAGCAGUUGAAAAAUGGCGCAAUGAGAAGCUACAGGAAGUCAAGCAGUCAACUAAUCUAAAGAAAGGAGGGAAUUCUACUUUUCUUCAGGAACAAGCUGGAACGCUAUUAAGAGCCCUGGAAUCUGAUUGGGCAGUGCUCUCAGAGAACAUAGGCCUUUGGAUUCCUGCUGAAGUCACUAACUCGGAGCAUGAUGAUAGACCAGAGGGUCAAGAGGAGCAAGAAGAAGAAAAUUUGCCUGGGCCACCUGUUCCACAAGAAUGCCACGCCGAGCUCCAUACAGAUUAUGACGGAGUGGCUGUCAGAUGGGGGCUUACCCAUCAUAAAGAAAGUGCUGCUGAAUGCUGUCAAGCAUGCUUGGACCACGCAAAACGUGCAAAACCGGGCGAAGUGCAGUGCAACAUAUGGGUCUACUGCCCAGCUGAGAAUGGUUGCUACUCACCUGAUAUUUACGAACACAAGAAUAUGGAGUGCUGGCUCAAAUACGCAGAGAAACCCAAACUGAACUUCAAGGACAGGUACUCCGAAGCUUACAGAAAUUCCCACCCCAAUGCUCCAGUGGUCGUCCCCUGGGCUGCAGGGGUCGUCAGAUAGCAGAUCUUUAUUCCGAACCCGAUCGGGCGUGUCGCUUACCAUACACAGAAGGCUUUGACAAAGGUGUGAAGCUGGGCACUAAAUGGUGACUUCAUAGGACUUUUUUUUACGAUUUUUUGUUCUUUUCUCAGUCUUCCCUUUUCCUUUGAAAUCAUUUUUAAGCCCUUUCUAGUUUUGCAUGGGGUAAAGAAAAGAGAAGGGUGUUUUCCAGGUGGAUUAUCAGAAUCAAUUUUUAGAGUGGAGAACGCAGGGCUGUAUCUAUUAGCACAGAGAAUCUGAAAACUUGGAAAACUAUCUCUGCACCAGUCCGGAACAUAACACGGGUUUAGACACGAAUAGAGUUAGAUUGGAGUUGUAAGUUGGGGGGAUGGGAUGAAAAUGACGAUUGAUUUGAAAUAUGGUGAAUUCGUCAGCACUGUAAAAUAGCUUUCGUCCUCUAUUUUCUUCAGCCUCUGGUAAGUAUAAAAGUAGCCCGAGAAUUGAAUUCCAGGUGCAUCUGUUUUCCCAUUAGAAAGGAAUGAACAAAUAGUCGUUUU
This is a messenger RNA of Linum trigynum, 1784 nucleotides long. The record is from the annotation of a GenBank genome assembly. NCBI's taxonomy places the organism in Eukaryota, Viridiplantae, Streptophyta, Magnoliopsida, Malpighiales, Linaceae.